This is a messenger RNA of Ictidomys tridecemlineatus (thirteen-lined ground squirrel), 826 nucleotides long. RefSeq names its product glycosylphosphatidylinositol anchored molecule like (gene Gml). The record is from RefSeq and is a predicted model, not a curated record. NCBI's taxonomy places the organism in Eukaryota, Metazoa, Chordata, Mammalia, Rodentia, Sciuridae.
GGUUCGCAGAGGGAGGCCCGACUUCCGGGCGGAAGGUUCCUGACCCGGUGUGGUUUCCAGCCGGAAGAGCCGAGCAGAGGCCCACUUAGGGGAGGAAGGUUCCAGAAGUUGGGCGGCUUGCGCAGAACGUUCCUGGGCGGGGUGGAGGCUUCUUCCUGGAAGGUUCCAGAGGUCCAAGCUUCUGCCCUAUAUGAUGCUCCCCUUGUUCCUGCUCCUCUUUGUGGGGCUCCCACUUGUGGAAUCCAAUUUUACCAACGUGACCAAAGCUGUUCCAGCUACUUGGACCUUCAACGUGCAGUGCCAUGAAUGUGUGGCUGAAAACACAUUUGAGUGCUCGAAGCUCAGGACAUGCUUAUACGACCAUAGACGCUGUAUGACCGUAGCUGCACGUGUGAGCCCUCGUUUAUUACUUGUUUACAAGAACUGUACUUGGAAUUGCACAUUUGUAUAUGCUGCUGAACAGCCUCCGGAAACUCCAAGAAGAGUGUUCCCUAAUCAAUUCUAUUUUGUUAAUUGUUGUGGUGGUAUGACUUGCAACUCUGGAGGACCUACCAACGUAGAAAGAGAUUUUUUACCUCCACAGCUAAUUGAGGAGGACUUUGUAGCAGAGUCUGCAUAUUUGGGGAAACCAAAAUUUUUCCUGAGCUUUGCUUCCAUCAUUGUCAGUAAUACAGUGACUUGAGAUGGCCUCUUGGAGGUCCAUUCAUCUUCCCCUGUUGCUCAGAAUGCUGCUGUUCUCUCUUGGAGACGCUGUGUCAGGCCUCCCGUUGGCCCCUUCAUGCCUUGUUGUAAGAGCAAAAUAAAGGAAAAUGCUGUUGGUUGGAAA